UCGGUUCAAUCUGUUUCGUCGGCCAAGAACCCUAGACGCUCAAAAUGAAGUACAACCCACGAGUCACCAGCUCCCGCCGCAAGUGCCGGAAGGCGCACUUCUCCGCCCCAUCCAGCGUCCGCCGCGUGCUGAUGAGUGCGCCGCUCUCCACCGAACUACGAACCAAGCACAACGUCCGGUCAAUUCCCGUCAGGAAAGACGACGAGGUCCAGGUGGUGCGUGGAACUUACAAAGGCCGUGAAGGUAAGGUGGUUCAGGUCUACCGGCGAAAGUGGGUCAUCCAUAUCGAGAGGAUCACCCGUGAGAAAGUUAACGGGCAAACAGUGAACGUCGGAAUCAAUCCUUCAAAGGUCGUCGUCACCAAGUUGAAGCUUGAUAAGGAUCGGAAGUCGCUACUUGACCGGAAAGCCAAGGGGCGCGCCGCCGAUAAGUCGAAGGGAAAGUUCACAGUCGAUGACGUUGCUGCCGGUGCUUCUCUUCAAGAGAUCGAUUAGGGUUUGCAACAUUUCAAUUAUCUUAUUAAAUGCUUCUUCAAAUUUUGUUUUUUUUUUUCUAUAAUGAUAAGGAUUUUUGGGGAUUACUCUUAUGAGUUUUAUGAAUUUGAUCUGUUUAAUGCACUUAUCCAUACUUGAUUUACUUAAUCUAGUAAGUGGUUAAUUUGAUUUGAAGCAA
Lactuca sativa (garden lettuce) is the source of this 672-nucleotide messenger RNA. RefSeq names its product large ribosomal subunit protein uL24z. NCBI's taxonomy places the organism in Eukaryota, Viridiplantae, Streptophyta, Magnoliopsida, Asterales, Asteraceae. Gene Ontology annotation, molecular function: RNA binding; structural constituent of ribosome. Gene Ontology annotation, cellular component: ribosome; large ribosomal subunit. Gene Ontology annotation, biological process: translation. The record is from RefSeq and is a predicted model, not a curated record.